Messenger RNA from Coregonus sp. 'balchen', 2426 nucleotides. The record is from the annotation of a GenBank genome assembly. Lineage: Eukaryota; Metazoa; Chordata; Actinopteri; Salmoniformes; Salmonidae.
AUGGCUCAGCCUCGACACCAAUAUCACCAGGGAGUACUGAACUGGGACGAGCCACACUUGAGCCCGGUCCGGGUUCCGCAGGUCUGUGCGUGUCCUUACAGCGCGUCAAACAGAAAAGAAGACUCCUCCUAUUUGCUCCUGGAACCGGACAACCACUCAAAACCGUCACCGGACGUGUCUGCCUUCACCAGACUAAUGUCUGAGAUGGGCUCCAUGACGGGCGGUUCUGGUCCAAUUCAGGGCUACUUCCGCCCGGAGCAGUCAUACUCGGGGAUCAAAGUCCACGAGUACAACAACAGAGUGCACCGCUUGCCCACGGUCAAUCCACCGCGCGCUUCCCACUCAGACUCGCGCCAUUUGUACAACCUGAGCUUCCCUGUGCUGCCAUACCCAGACACUGACAUCAAGCGCGUUAUUGAUGACUUAGCGCUGGGCAGCAGUGAGUGUCCAGCCCAGAGAAGCGAUAGCAGCAGCAUCACCACCCUGGCCAGCAAUCAGACCAACACGGAAGACUUAGUCAUAGGUUUAUGGCGAGACAAGCCCCCAUCAGACUUACCCGAGGGCGAUAAAAGUUCCCAGACAGGAGACGCAAGGUGGGUAAAUGGAAUGAAAAUGAAAAAAGCUCUGAAAAGAUAGAACGCGACCAUGGCAAUAGCCACAGGAAAACAUGAUCCCGUCAAUCGAGACAAGGUGAUUUUUUUUUUAUGAAGGCUGUUAAAGGGAAGAGCGAGGAGAGGACAAAGGGAGCCAUUGCUCAAAAUUAAUUUAUUGCAUCGAACUACCCUCGCCAGGCUAAAUUGCACACAAUUUUACUGUGCACUCUUUUGAACAUCAAAAAAGCGGAAGUCUCCUUUGUGUUUAGGGAAAGUUAGCUAGGUGUAGCCUACAAUUGACUGUGGGCCCAGGUUUAUGUGAGGGUAGGCUAUAACCGACUGACUCAGUCUCACAAUAAAAUGUAGGCUAAAGCUAAUGCUAGCUGUUGCAAUGCUAGAUGCUAUAGCUAACAUGUAUAUAGUUUCGUAAAAUGAGCUAUCUAAUUUAAAAAGGGGAUCAUAUAAUACGGACGUUAACCAAUGAGCCAGAUAUUGACAUAGCUCUAGUCAGGUUGUAAAGUCAUUAUGCAUGGAAAUAUUUGGCAUUGAAUGUUCAAAUGACAUCAUUUUGUUCAAAAUAAUACUUUUCUGUACAACUAUACCAUGUUUGUCAAUGGUAAAUAUCGAAAUAAGUUGUCCAACGGCAUUUAGCAUACUACAAAUAAAUUGUCAUUAUAGGCCUAGUGAAACCAAUUAAUGGAUCAACAACAACCCAUUUCUACUUAAGAUGUUCAAUGUAUUUGUUCAUUUUUUCUGUGAAAUCUUCUGAUUUCUAUAGCCUACUCAGAAUAGAGCUUUGUCAUAUAAUGAUUUAUUGAGUAGGCUAGCAUCAUUUAGCCUAACAAUAGCCUAUGCCUCGCUAGAAGGCUACACACCAUUCACAUCAUCUGCUACAUUCAGAUAGACUGCUACAUAGCUUUUUGUCCAUUUGCAAAUUAAACAUAGGAAAAUAUUGAGAUUUGUAAAAUAUUUGAUCCAAACAUGGGCCUAGCAUCGUUUUUUGUUUGACUUAUGGGUUGCUAGACAAAUGGACUUUACUCCAGUAGCACGACAUUCGUUAAACUCAAUAACAGAAUUGUAAGAGCUAUUCCUAUGCCUCUCCUAUGCAUGUGUAGUCCUACAUAUUUUCCAUUUGUCCUUUUGAUAAUAGUUUGUUCUUUUGAUAAUACCCUAUUCACGCCCAAGUAGAAUGUAAGUCGUUUUAGCUAAGGCCUACAUGAUAACAAACCCUGCAUUUCAGAUAAUUACCAGAGAACUAGAAAUCAGUCAAUUAGCGGAGAAAAUAGAACACAAAACAGUUGUGCUACCUCUAUCUCUCUCUCUCUCUCUCUCGCUCUCUCUCUCUCUCACACACACACACACACACACACACACACACACACACACACACACAGGGGGAGAGAGGCAUGUCAUGUGACAUUAUAUCCCGCCAUAAACUGAAAUUCUCAGCCAGGUAAUGCCCGCGAGAGCAUUAUAGAAAUGUGCAUAUCCUGGAACAAAGAAUUCGUGCUCUGCCAUGCUACCACUAAAUACAUGUUUUGUCUUGUUUUGACAGAGGAUGCAACAUUCAAAAAUGAUGCAUCCUGUGGAUGGCUGUGGGCGAAGGCAGGGAGGAAGAAGCGCUGUCCUUACACCAAAUACCAAACCCUGGAGCUGGAAAAGGAGUUCCUCUUCAACAUGUAUCUGACUCGCGAUCGCCGCCUGGAGAUCGCUCGCAGUGUCAACCUCACUGACCGUCAAGUCAAAAUCUGGUUCCAGAACCGCCGCAUGAAGAUGAAGAAGAUGACACGGGAACACAGAACCAGGGACAAGAUCACACAUUUCCCCAUCUGA